GUAAGUCAGCGCACGGCAACUUUGGUCACCAUCACCAAUCCUCAUGGAGCGAGCCUGGCGGGCGCUACGGUUGUUGGCACUCUGGCCCCGGGGACCACCCUUAUUCAAUCACAACAGCAGCAAACCCAAUCGUCGCCUAUGGAGGCCUCCCAAACGCAUUUCUCUGACCCCUCCUCCCACCCCAACUGCAUGGCGCCCAACCUCAAUGUGGUAACCGUCACUUCUAACGGCGCACAUCAGCAGUGCGCCAAUACGGUGAACAUGAGCAAUGCAAAUGGCCACAUCCUGGUAAUUCCGCCCAUCCCGAACGUUCUUCCCGCACUUAGUUGUUUUCCUUUUUCGCUCUUGGGACUGCUACUGUACCGCCUUAAAGUCAAUCGAAGCAAAUAA
Dibothriocephalus latus is the source of this 390-nucleotide messenger RNA. NCBI's taxonomy places the organism in Eukaryota, Metazoa, Platyhelminthes, Cestoda, Diphyllobothriidea, Diphyllobothriidae. The record is from the annotation of a GenBank genome assembly.